Messenger RNA from Homarus americanus (American lobster), 1567 nucleotides. RefSeq lists its product as uncharacterized. The coding region runs from base 180 to 1016 and encodes 278 amino acids. The transcript has 7 exons. NCBI's taxonomy places the organism in Eukaryota, Metazoa, Arthropoda, Malacostraca, Decapoda, Nephropidae. The record is from RefSeq and is a predicted model, not a curated record.
UUUCUCCCCUCUGGGUCUCUACUCCCAGCCUGGCACUACCUCAAGAGUGCCAUUACCAUCCCAGCGGCAGUAGCAUCAGCAAGGCCACACCUCCACUCAGAGAAAGAGGAGAAGGAGAGAGAAAAGCGUUAUUCGAUUUUUACCCGAAGGUGUGGUAGACAGCAGUGUGGUGGUGGACGAUGACGGUGUACGGUGUGUGGCUGGUGAUGGUGGCUGCUGUGAUGGUGAACGCCACACCAUCACGCCACCAUAGCCAACAAGCAGACGACCCUAACUCCUACAAUGCCAUUGGCGAUCUGACUGAGACCCUGAACCAACUCUCCCGUUCUGACAAAGAAAUGAAUGAGCAGCUGAGUCAAAGUCUUGCGUCUAUCUUGACCACACAGACCAGACUACAGGAGUUGCUGGAGGGAGGACCCGCCUACACUUCAACAAAUGACGGUACUUCCUCCACCAUGCCUGAGGAGUCGGCAGUGUCAAAUGGCUCCAGCAUGGCCCUCUUCACCCUCCAGGUCGUGAACGCCAUAAAACACCACAUGAACCACUCAGGUAACAACACACAAAUGGUUGAGAUUACUACAGAACUCAAGACCCUUAACGCUAUGAUGAAACGCUAUCUUCCCUUGCUGGUGUGCUCCCCGCCCUUCGUGCAGGUGGGCAGUGACUGUAUCUCAGUGAUCUUGGUGGAUGCGUCCUGGGAAGCAAAUCGUCAAAAGUGUCUUAGUAUGGGUGCUGACCUCGCCCAGCCUGAUGACCUGACACUCCUCCGGCACUACGUUGGCACCCGUUACCCACGUAAGAAUCAUCGCAACUUCUGGAUUGGAGGCGUGAACCGUGAGAAAGUGUGGCAGUGGCUUUCUGGUGAUCUCAUUAAUCCCAACGACUGGCACACCAACGAACCUUCGGGCAAUGGUCAAUGUGUGGGUUUGUUUGACGGCUGGGAGCAUCCGCUUACUGACUUCCCGUGUGAGAACGAGAGGCGAGCCAUCUGUGAGCGUCCGAUGAGCAAGUUGUAGUUACCACUCGAUUUAUUGUGUAUUAUUGGAGAAGCGCCAUCUGGUGAGCACCCAGCCACCCACUAGGUUCAACUCACCCUCCUAUCAAUACACACUGAGGACUCAUACAGACAACACACUGAUGACUCCUACAGGAAACACACUGAGUUCUCCUACAGGAAACACACUGAGUUCUCCUACAGGAAACACACUGAGUUCUCCUACAGGAAACACACUGAUGACUCCUACAGGAAACACACUGAGGACUCCUACACGCAACACACUGAUGACUCCUACACCCACCAAACUAUCAACAUCAUGGUGGCGACAAAUAACUAACAUAAGCCAAGAAACUGGUACAAUGUUAUCUACUUAAUCUGAUUUAGUCAUUUGUCUUCAGUUUUCAGUGAAGCGUGUGUGUCAGUCUAGGCUAUACAGUACUCAGAGAUCGAUCAGUGUGUUGACUCUUAUACUAACUGGAAGUAUCAACACCUGUGCUAUCUUUAGCUAAUAUUAAUGUAUGUCUCAAGGGACACACCUGUGAAGAAAAUCAAUAGAUAAAAUAUCAUCAA